Molecule: messenger RNA, 516 nt
Organism: Lepus europaeus (European hare)
Lineage: Eukaryota; Metazoa; Chordata; Mammalia; Lagomorpha; Leporidae
Gene: BEX5
Product: brain expressed X-linked 5
Exons: 3
Coding region: 175-516 (113 amino acids)
Biological process (GO): signal transduction
Cellular component (GO): cytoplasm
Molecular function (GO): signaling receptor binding
Source: RefSeq, a predicted model, not a curated record
AUUGUUGCCCUGAAAGCAGGCGAGCCUGUUGCCGGGGAGGGAGGAAAGUGGUGAAAGCUGACGCCGAUCCUUGGCAGGUUGGUCUUCAGAUCCAUUGGCGCAGCAGAUUUCAAGACAGAGAGAAAGACUGCCUGUGGUCACUGCAGGAAGAAGAAACAGGAAAAAAUCCUUAACAUGGAAAACGUUCCCAAGCAAAUCAAGGUCGGAGAGCAGGUCGCAGUGAAGAACGAGGAGGAAGCCCGUCCUUUAGAAGGCGGGGAAGGCCAGCAGCCUGGAGGCAAUAUCAGAGCGGGCUGGGUUCCACCUGUCCAGGAUUUUGGAGAAGAUAUGCCGGAUAGGCUUGCCAAUAACAUGGAUUUGAUAGAUGGAGAAGCAGAUGACAUGGAACGAUUCAUGGAGGAGAUGAGAGAGCUAAGGAGAAAAAUUAGGGAGCUUCAGUUAAGGUAUAGUCUGCGCAUCCUUAUAGGGGAUCCCCCUCACCAUGAUCAUCAUGAUGAGUUUUGCCUCAUGCCCUGA